UACAAACCCAUCAAACUCUACCCAUAUCCAUCUAUUUGGAUUUCAUACCCAACCCAAUUGGGUUGGAUAGUAAGUAACUAGGGCUGUCAACCGGUCGGUUUCGGUUUAACCGAAAACCAAGAAACCGAGACCUGAUCAAUGCCAACCGCCAACCGACAGUCCCUAGAGCCCCGGUUAGCCGCAAACUGACUGGCCGGUUUUCGGUUCAGGUGCGGUUUAACCGGGGCAACCGAAACAUUGAUGGCCGGUUCGGUUUACCUUCCUAACCGACCGACAACCGACAAAAAACCAGCACAGAAUAGAAUAGAAGAGAGGCAAUUGGAAAGGAAGCAAGCAAAGUGGGAGAAAGAAAAAGAAGAAAAGCUAAAAAAGCAAGUGGCCGAUCGUGGUCUUCGAUUCCCAUCUACUCAAUUCCACCUCUUCUUAGCUUCAUGGGAUGUCUCUCCCCUUCCUCUUUUUCUUCUUUUUAACAAUGGAUUCACAUCUUCUCUGUGUAUCACACUCCUCCUCUUUUUCACAGAGCUGGGAAAAAUGGAUUCAUCUGGCAACAACAACUUGCAAUCCUCCGCCAGCGGCGGAGACGAAGAAGAGUACGAUUCAAGACCAAGACCUCCUCCGCCGCCGUCGCCGUCGUCGCUGCAACUAGAACACCACCACCAACAUCAUCAGCAGCGGGCAUCAAUAAAUUUCCUCAAUCCGUUCUCCUCAAAUCAACAAAACCCAAAUCCCCUUCUCUUCUCCCACCACCAAACAUCUCUAUUCAACCCAUCCCAAAACUUGUUCCAUCCCUUCCCCAAUCACCACCACCACCACCACCACCACCAACAACAACAACAACAUCAAUCUUCUCCGUCGCCUCCCCUUACUCCCGCCUCACCUCUUCGGCUCCUCCUCCUCCGCUCUUCACUCCGGGUUCGACUCUAUGAUCUACCCGCUCCGCCCCGAGCCCCACAAGCUUCACAAUCACCUCCCAUCAUCGUCAUCAUUUGCCUCCUCCCAUCCAUCCCAUACCAACAACACCUCCACCACCGCCACCGAUCUCCCCUCCGCUGUCGCGACGACGAUGGUGAAGGGAAAGGGCUGGUCUCUGUGACUAUUAGGCGAGAAGGGGGAAGGCGAGAAGGGGGAAGUGGGGCGGCGUCGGUGGACGUAGAUUGUCGACUGGUUUGGGAAUUGGUAGGAGGCUGCGAGGGGCGAGGGUGGAGUUGCUUAGGGUUAGUGGGGCGACGCUUUAAGGGGAAAGGGAAGGGGUCGGUUAGCCGGUUAACCGCCGGUUUCCAACCCCGGUUAGUCGCCUAACCGGACCCCUGCUACCACCCACCGCCAACCGACCGUCCUCUUCAGAAUCGGUUUUUCGGUUAGCCAAAAACUGGUCGGUUCGGUUGAAACCGUCCGGUUAACUACUAACCGAUAACCGUUCUGCCAGCCCUAUAAGAAACCCAUGGGCAUGGGCAAAGUUGUCAUCCCUAAUCUCAAGUAUACUUGUGUGGAUUAAGAGUCAUGCCUCAAUUCGACAUGCCGCCUCGAUACCAAGACAGCUUCAAUGGUGAAUUGUGAUGAAGAAAAUCCUUAACAUUUUGAAUGAAUGAGGAAUUAUCAA
Messenger RNA from Linum trigynum, 1600 nucleotides. The record is from the annotation of a GenBank genome assembly. NCBI's taxonomy places the organism in Eukaryota, Viridiplantae, Streptophyta, Magnoliopsida, Malpighiales, Linaceae.